AUGUUAUACUCUUUUGAUACUGUGACACAGAUUGUGAACAGAAUCCUGUCGUUCCCUGUAACAUCACCUGUCGUCAGGUUCCUUACAGGUCUAGAACUUCUGCUGGAGAAAACUCAGGAAUGGGAAAGCAAUGCAGCUAAGCAUGUUUCUGUGGCAACACAAUUAGCAGAAGUAUCAUCUCAGAUUUUGGCCUGGAGAAAACUAGAGCUCAGUUGUUGGAAGCAGUGCCUGGACCAUGCAUUUGUGAAGCAGUCCAAGAAAGCCAGCAAAUGGUGGUUUCAUAUUUAUCAGCUAAUACAGGCAACUUGUCUACAGGAGGAGGGUGUAGAAAAUUUAGAAACAGAAGAGAGAGACAUGUCAGAGGUUAUGCGGACCUUGAAAGAGUUCAUGGAGAGGUCCAACCUAGGGGAAUUUGAGGCCCGACUAGGGAUGCUGAGAUCUUUUCACUGUCAAACCAUGUAUCUCUGUACUGAGGCCACAGAAGGGAGAACUCAGUCACAGGAUGACAUGAUGAGCUUACUUUGGAACCUCCAUCAGUUUUACAGCCAGUUCUUACCAUUGGUCAAAGAAAAAAUACAACAACUGAGACAACCAAUAGAAAAAGAGCUCAAGGGGUUUGUAAAAAUUGCCGGCUGGACAGACAUGAACUUCUGGGCCCUAAAACAGACAACAGAGAAAACACAUCGAACAUUGCACAAACAGAUGAAGGCUUUCCAGGUUGUUUUAGAACAACCAGUACAGAGCAUAUUGGCAGACCCAGACAGCAGUAUAGAUUCUACUGGUCAAAGGGAGAGAACUCUAACAUGGAGAGAAACAUACAUCUCAGCUAUGCAGUGUCUGAUAUCACACAAAGUCAGUGAACAGCCACCACUUUCAGAGUUACCUGCUCUUGGUCGUGGAGGUCUACACAGCCGGCUUGGUCAGUUAUCGGUCAGAAUGUUCCGUUUACUUUUAGGAGAAAUCAUUGAAUCCAUCCAUGAACUUCAACAACUAGAGGUGUCACAGACAGCUGACAAAGAAAAACAGAAGUCUGAAGCUAAACACAUUGGACAGAAGAAAAGGAAGGCUCUGAGUGAUCUGUUUAAAGAAAUAGCACAGCUAGGGCAUUCAUACAGGAGGGGACUUCUCUGUGAUGCUGAGAGUAAUCUCCCUUUACCUGUCCCACCACUAGAUGUCUCUGUCUGCUCAGAUAAAUUCACCACAAGUAAGAACAGUGCUACAGAAAUAGGUCAGAGUUGCCAUGACUACUACUAUAAAUGUGUUGCCAGAAGAGCCACAGCUCUACAAACUCCCUCCAAGGAACUAGGUGUUGGGAAUAUAGAAAGGUGUAAAGGAUUCACUGAACACUUAAUGAAGGUAGUGGUGGAUCAGUAUUCUGGGGUGGUGGAGAUGCACAAGGCUUUUUUAUCUUUAAGCUCCUUGUCUGAAGUGUUAAAGGAUCUGUGUUCAAUUAAUGGAACACCCCCUCCACAGAAGGCAACAAGGGAGUAUGUGGAAUCCCUUAUAUCUUUCUUAGUCAGCAUGAAGGAGGGUCUUAUUCAGGUCAAGGUCAUACUUCAGUGUUGUCCACGACAACAAGAGGAGAUAACUCACUAUCUGUCUCCAUUUCCCAGAAAUCAAUUGUCACAGUCAGCCCUGAUGAAGCAUGGUGACGAACAGUGGAAACGCUGCUUUGAUUAUAUUCAGACUUUACAACAGAAGGCCAACACAUUGUUUGACUGUACAAUACCUCUGACAAAGAAACAACUCAUCACAUGGAGUGACCUUGAGAAAGUGAGAUCUGUGUACAGAGAUUUAACUAACUGUGUACCUAGACUGACAGAGAUAGAGAAACACUUCUGUGACCCUGAAGACAAAACUCUGCCCUCAUUUAUGGAGACAGUCAGGUACCUCAGACAGGAAAUACAGACCAGGUCUGAAAAAUUCACACACUGGGUCAACAUGGAGUCAAAAACACAGAUCAACACAUGGUCAGAUAAGGAUCAGGUAAAGAGAUUAGGGCUAGAACCAUCAAGGUCUGAUGUAGGACAUAUCAGAAGUGAUGACAGUAGAGAGGGGAUGGAGGUGGAGACAUUUAGUGGAAAGGUGGAGAAUCUGAUUGCUGGUCUGUUACUGAGUGUACAGGAACUUACACAGAAUCACAAACAGAGUGCUGAAAUGGAGAAAGAAGAGGAUACUGGGACAUUUUUAGAGGGACAUCUAGUCGUCCAUCUUGAUGAAAGAUUAAAGGGAGAUAAACAAUGCCUUCAACUGAAAAAGAUAAUUCAGUCUCUCCAGAGUUUAGUGAAGGAUGUCCUUGACCUUACAGACACAAGGUCAGAUGUCCUGACCUUUGUCCAGAUUCUAGGACAGUGUCAACCAUUAGUACAGCAGUACCGAGACAUGGUGGAGUACUACUUACUUCAUAGUUUGGCUGAGAACAGGGUGACAGGGAAACUCCUGUCUGUUCUGUUGGCCGUCUUCACUGAACUGGCCUCUAAAGGGUUCUGUGUUCCCGGUGAGUUUGAGGAUGAGGUGGCAGGGGAGGGAGCUACAGAGUUUGAGGACAUUGAGGGAGGGGGGUUAGGUCAAGGUGAAGGGGUCAAGGACGUCAGUGAUCAGAUUGAGAAUGAAGACCAGCUUGAUGAAGCCAGGAAAGCAGGAGAGGACAGAAAAGAGGAAGAUUCCUCCCAGCAGCCGGACAUCAGGUCCGAGGAGAAUGCCAUAGAGAUGUCUGAUGACUUUGAGGGCAAAGUUCACGACCUCGAGGCAGCAGAUCAAGAGGAAAGGUCAGAUGAAGAGGAUGAUGGGAAGGAAGAGGAGCUGGAUAGACAGAUGGGAGAAGUGGAUGGGAAUGACACAGAGAAGUUAGAUGACCAGAUGUGGGGAAGUGAUGAAGAGGAGGGGGAGGAUCAGGGGGAGAAAGAAGAAUUUGGCCCAGGAUCCCAGCAGGAGCAGAAGAGUGAACUGGUUGCUAAGGAUGACAACCAAGACAAGACAGAAGCAGACGACAAAUCAGAAAAGCAGACGACAGAUGAAAACAAGGCUGAGGAGAAUGAUGAGAACCAGACAACACAGGAACUGGAGCAGAUAGAUGAGUCAGAAUAUGAUGAUGACAGAAUUGACCCUAACCAUGGUAACCAGGAACCUCAGCAGGCCCCUGACAACAUGGAUCUCCCUGACGACCUGAAACUGGAUGAAGAAGAGGCUGGGGUCACGGAGGAAGAACAAGGUCAAGAAGAGCCUCCAUCAGAGCCCCCUGGUGGUGACACAGAGAUGACAGAAACAGAAGACAAGGGAGAUAAUAAAGACAUGGAAGAAACAAGGGAGGACACUCUUCCGGAAGUGGAGCCAGAAAUGUCAGAGGACCAGGACAACCAGACUGGAGAGGAACCAGACAAAGAACUGGGAACCAGGCAAGAGGAGGAAGAAGAGAGGGAUCAAGGAUUUUCUGCUCAGAAUGAACCAAGAGAUGUCAGUGCAGAGGAUGAAGAAGACAGCUCUAAGAAUAAGGAUGACAAACCCCAAGCAGCAGAGACUUAUGGGAAGACUUCCCAUGAUUCCCAGAAUGUAGAGCAGUCAGAAUCAGCCCAGGAUCAGGGAGGGGAACCAGACAAUGACCAGAAAGAGAGUGAAGGAACAGGCACUUCAAAUUUAGAAGCCGAAGAGGGUCAUGAAGGUCAAGGUUCAAAGGUUGCUCCAUCCUCCACUAAUCAGUCUCAGAAGUCUGUGAAACGAAAAGCUGGUCAGUCAAAUGAAGACAGGAGUUUGGGAUCCAAUGAGAACCAGUUUAAGAAACUGAAGACCAUAGAAGAAUCUUCUGCCACAGAGGAGAGCGAGGAAAAUCAAGAUUCUACAGAAAAAGUGUCAGAGCUGUAUGAACAUAUCAAGGAUGCGAAAUCAUCACAUGAUGCCCAGACACUAGAUGUCGCCACUGAUAAACAACAGAUGGAGGAAGCUGUACCUAACAGAGAGGUGGAUCAAGAGAAUGGAGGGGUGGAGGAGGAGGAAGAGGUGGAGAUGGAAGAGGACGAUGAACAGGAAAUGGAUGAAACGGUUGAAAAGCUUUCAUCUCACAUAAACACAAAAGACAAACAUAACAAGAAAAGGGAAGGAAUGAAUGAAGAAGGGAUGAAUGAAGAUCAGGAGGAGAUAAUGAAGUAUGAAACAGAGGGUGUUGUCAAGGAAACACUGGGGGCCUCAAGGGGGCCAGAAUCUACAAUUCACACCACACUGGAGAAUCUCCACCUAGAAGCCAGGGGUUCUGACUUGGAUAUGGAGAAGCUCAGAUCAGAGUUAGAGGAACAGUUAUCUACUUUUACCAACACAGUAAAUCACACAGCAGAAGCACAUCAGAGGGCCUGGCAUCGAUAUGAGGCUCUGACAUCAACUCUGGGAGAUUACAGAACUGGUAAAAGGUUAAACAUGAGGAAAGUCAUUCCUUACAUCGCCAGUCAGUUCAGGAAAGACAAAAUCUGGCUCCAUCGUACCAAACCCAGCAAACGACAGUACCAGAUCAUGCUGGCCAUAGACGACUCCUCAAGUAUGGUAGACAAUCACUCCAAACAGUUGGCGUUUGAGUCCCUGGCUUUGAUUUCUAAUGCUCUCACCUUGUUAGAGGCAGGGGAUUUGAGUAUCUGCAGUUUUGGAGAGUCUGUACAAAUUCUUCACCCUUUCACUGAGCAGUUCACAAGUCACUCAGGAUCCAGAUUGUUACAGCAGUUUACUUUUGAACAGAAGAAAACUAAAGUGGCUCAGCUUUUGAAGAAAGCCACAUCAGUGAUGAUGGACGCUCACUCCAGACAGCGAGGAAUGCUGGGAAAUCCGGAGACGUCACAGUUGCUGCUAAUCGUGUCUGAUGGGCGGGGCUUAUUUAAUGAGGGAAUGGAGACAGUGAGAUCCGCUGUCAGACAGGCACGGGAGGCCAGUGUGUUCCUGGUGUUUGUUAUAAUUGAUAAUCCUCAGAACAAGGAUUCCAUAUUAGACAUUAAAGUCCCAGUUUUUAAGAGCAGGGACCAGCUUCCAGAAAUCAAGCCAUACAUGGAUUAUUUCCCCUUUCCUUUCUAUAUCAUAUUGUGAGAUAUAAAUUCCCUUCCCCAUGUGUUGUGUGAUGCCUUAAGACAAUGGUUUGAACUAGUGACAGCAGUGGAUGUUUGAUCAAUUCUUUGUAGAUGUUGUGUGACGCCUUAAGACAAUGG
This is a messenger RNA of Saccostrea echinata, 5177 nucleotides long. RefSeq names its product midasin-like. Gene Ontology annotation, biological process: ribosomal large subunit assembly; rRNA processing. The transcript is spliced from 39 exons. Gene Ontology annotation, cellular component: preribosome, large subunit precursor. NCBI's taxonomy places the organism in Eukaryota, Metazoa, Mollusca, Bivalvia, Ostreida, Ostreidae. The record is from RefSeq and is a predicted model, not a curated record.